Messenger RNA from Henningerozyma blattae CBS 6284, 1413 nucleotides. It is a transcript of the gene POG1, whose product is annotated as Pog1p. The record is from RefSeq and is a predicted model, not a curated record. The transcript has a single exon. Bases 1 to 1413 code for a protein of 470 amino acids. Lineage: Eukaryota; Fungi; Ascomycota; Saccharomycetes; Saccharomycetales; Saccharomycetaceae.
AUGCCUUCUGAUAAAGAUAAACAAAUUUCAAAGGAUAGUGAGAAAAAAGAUAAUAGUUCAAUUGAAGAUCAACCUAUAAAAGAGGACAAACAUAUCGAAACUAAUCCAAAUACAAAUAUUUCACGACCAACGACAGACACAACACAAUCGACUGAUCAAGAAAAAAAUGAAAAAAUUGAUAGACCAACUGCAACAACAACAACUAAACCAGGAAUAAGUACAAUUAAAUCCAUUAUUAAUGAUAAUCCAUCUUCAAAUGUUACCACUGUAGAUAGUGGAACGACCACUGCAACCAGCACGGCUACUGUAACAGCAGAAUCGAGUGGGAUCAAAGGUGAUAAAUCGAAAAAUUCGUCAUUAACCUCUAUGAGAGAUCAUAUACUUUUCAAAUUGGGGUUAAAUGAUAAAACAGAAGAUAUAUCGGAUACUAUUCUACAAAAUUAUCUAACUUUUGAAACUCAUAGAUUAAACAAAGAAGCAGAAGAUAUAAGACAUAAAAAUUUGGAAUUACUCCAGAAAUCCAUUGAAUUUAUAAGUUCGAGUGGGUUUUCCAAUGAUUCUCUUAAUAAAUUGUUAGAUUUCAUCGAUCCAUAUAGAGUAACCGGUUCUCGCACAUCGACAACGGCAGCAGAAUAUGCCCCUCAGUUGGGGUCUCCAUUAAGUAAGAGAAGAAGACUAGAUCAAGAUCCUUCUAGAAACCAACAAAGUUUAUUGCAUGAAUAUGCCUCGAAUGUGAAUGUAAGCCCAUCUUUUACAGCUACAAAUAGUCAAAGACCAUCAAGACAAAAUAGUAUAUCUGCAAGUAAUGCUUUUCCGAUUCAACAAAGGCCUGCUACCGCAUCUUCCGUCUUACAACAACCUCAAACAUUUAUUCCAUUGAAUAGCAAUACGUCUCCUUAUUUACAUCCACAACAACCAUAUAUGACUACAUACUCUCCUGUUCAAGGAACAAGUGCAAAUUUAGCUGCUACUGGGAAUACUAGUCAAGCUUCUACGAUACAAGGCCAAAAAUAUUUUACGCCCACAACAGCACCUGCAGGCAAUCAAGUUGGACAACCUAUUAUGGUUUUGGCGCCAGGGUUUAAUCAAACUCAAAAUCCACAACCUACUUAUAUACAACAACUACCUUAUCAACAGGGCCAAUUACAACCUCAACAGCAACAACAGCAAUAUUUGAGACCUGGUAUUGCAAAUCAACCUUUAUCUUAUUCAAUACCUGUUGAUGCUACUCAAAGAAAUAGAAAUAUGGGUCAUAGAAGAUCGUAUAGUACAAAUGUUUUACCGCAAUCAACAACUUCAUCAAAUAUAAAUCCUAAUAUAAGUAGUAGGUCGCCAGGUCGUAUGACACAAAUAUCUCCACAAAGGCCGAUGAAUUUUUUAAUUCAUACACCGAAACAUCCUCCACCUAAAUAG